CCACCAAAUAUAACUUAAUUUUAAUUCAUGCGUGGAUCUACAUUUAUUUUGAAAGGAUUACGCGAAGGGUUUGUUCCUGCUCGCUUGUCGUAGUAGUCUCGUUUCCAUGGUUACCACAGCAAACAUCACUUGUUCUUAAUUUGCUCUACUCCUAAUGUCAUUGUGAACAGUUUUAUGUCCUAAAAGUCAAAUGUCUUCCAGUCCUGAGCCUCGUGAGCAGGACGAGUUUGAUAAAUUCUUCACCGUGUUUGACGGCUCUUCUCCGGAGGACGUGUCCCAUGCCAGGCAGCUGUGGAGGUCCCUAUCCCUCCUGCCGCCGCUGGAGUCCCGGCUGGUGUCGGCAGAUAUCCGACAGAGGCUGCCAGUGUCCCGGCCGCAGCGCAGCAGCACCGCUGCUGCUGGACCUAACGCCUCCGCCCUGGAGCCGCCGAGUGUCCACGCUCUCCGGCAGAGACAGGAGGAGAGACAGCGGUACGUGGCCAUGGCCGACCAGAGGAGGGAGAUCCUGGCUCUGUUGAGGAGGCAGAGAGAGUUGAGGAUCCAGAGGGAGCUGCUGUCUGUGGACUUUAAACCAAAGAUGUCGACCUGACUUCUUUAAUGAUAUCACAAGCCUGAAGAUCUGGUGUCAGCUAUGAGACCAGGAUGCAUACGGUAGCCUACAGCACUGCAGGUCCUGAACAGUCAGUACGCAGCAGUUUCCUUCAAACAGCAUUACAUAACAUGAAGUGAAGCUUGUGUGGAUAUUCAAAUUCCAAAUAUCCAGUGGAGAAGGCCCAACCAUAAUAGGAUAAGAAGAGGCCUACUGACUGUUGACUUUAACUAAUUUGGUUAAAGUUUUCAAAGCACACGGAGCACACAGAAGCCUGACGUCUAUAAAUGAUUCCUCUAUGUAAUUCAUACUCAAGCAGCUUCAAAGUGAUCUCCAUCUUACAUCUACCUUCAGGACCAACAACCUCCUUCUGUGAUGGUUGUAAUGACUUUAUAGUUUCCUCACUGAUGACGGACAGCAUGAUUAACUUUAGCUUUAACUGGAGUUUUAAUUGGAGCAGCUGUAAGUUUAGCUAGAGCAAGAUAUCAUUAUAGAUUCAGGAGGACAUUUUUUAUAGACCCAUUUAAAGCAAAGUUUGUAGUCUGCAUAAAACAGGAACAGUUUUCCAGUGUAGAUUGGUAUCCGUUAUAAUAACGUGUUCUAAUAUGGAGAAAAGCAAACACACACAUUUUUUAAUUUGAUCCUUGUUCAGGAUUUUUUCAGCACUGAAGUGACCUUUUGUCAUUGUUUUCAUUUCAUUAAAGGAUAUAUUUGGUGAUAUUCUAUAUUUUUCUUUCCCACUAACAAGUAUUGUGUGUUUAUGAAAGCCUGAUAUCUUCUUACUCUGGGGCAUAGAGCUCCAUCGUUUCCAAAAACCACAAGAAUCCACAGCCUGCAGCACCUAUGUGAGGCUGUAAUUAGCCUUUAGCUCAAUGCACCGCUGUGCCUAACAUCAUCAUGCUAACGCGCUCACCAUGACAGUGCUGAGAAGCUGAUGUUUAGGUUGUACUUAGGCACAGUGGUAUAGAGCUAAAUGCUAACACCAUCAUGCUAACAUGCUCACAUGCUGAUGUUUAUCAGGUGUAUUCAUCAUGUUAGCCGUCUCAGUUUAGCAUGUUAGCAUGUAAACAUUUUCAGACCCUCAGACUGAAAGUCUCUUCAUAAUCAUCUUUUGCAUCUUUGUGGUCAUUUUGUGGUUGUUUGAUUAACAACAAUAAAUGUUAACAGUUACUUUAAACAAAAGCUCUGGCCCAUUGGUCCCCUGACCUCUUGACCCCUGUUUUGCAGGUAAUAGGUUGUAGCCUUUUUAAGCCUUUUGAGAUAUUUCACUCUGGGCCAAAGUCGUGGACCAACCAGCUAAUAUUCCCAUCCCCAGAAUGAGCCACACUAUUGCACUGGGUGACAUGUCCCAUCAUUACCAUGAACACACACACACACACACACUGUAGUUUAUUGUGACUCAGUCCCACACACACCAUCCUGCUGCUGUAAACACACACUAGUGCACCACAUGUGGAUUAAACACACACUCCUAACUGGAUCUCCAGAGCACUGAAGCUCUUUUCAUGCAUUUGGAGGUUGAGAGCAAGUCUUAAAAUGUUGGAACAUUUAUGCAUGGCAAUUAGUUUUAUUUCUUAAAAUAACAGCAAAAAUUAUAUAAUUCUUUAAGGUCCCGUAUUUUACACAUUUCUGGUGUUUUAUUUGAAGUGUUGAUCCAAGAAGAUAUAUUUGUGCUUUUAAAUACCAGCAAACAUCUCAAUGGUUCUGAGCCUUUCUUCUGAUUGGCUGACUGUUUUCUGAGUGAUCAAAACCUGCUUCACAUCCUGGAUUGUGGAUUAUCUGACCAGAUGACCACAGUACGUCAGGCUGGGUAACUGUGUCUCAGGGACAGUGAAGAGCAGCACUGGGGGGCCACAGGGGACUGUUCUGGCUACAUUCCUGUUCAACCUGUAUACGGCCGACUUUAAAUACAACUCUGAGUCCUGCCACAUCCACAAAUACUCGGAUGACACAGCUAUUGUGGUGCGUAUCAGGAACGGGCAGGAAGUAUCUGAUGACGGCCUUCAGUGAAUGGAGCAACAAAACCUCCAAGACCAAGGAGAUGGUCAUGGACUUUCAGAGGUCUAGGCCCACCCGUCAGCCAGUCAACAUUCAAGGGAAGGACAUUGAGGGGGUGCAAACUUAUAAAUACCUAGGUGUGCACCUGGACAGUAAACUGGACUAGUCCCUGAACACAGAUGCCAUCUAUCUAUAUAUCUAUCUAUCUAUCUAUCUAUCUAUCUAUCUAAAUAAAUAAAU
This is a messenger RNA of Seriola aureovittata, 2827 nucleotides long. It is a transcript of the gene hoatz, whose product is annotated as HOATZ cilia and flagella associated protein. Gene Ontology annotation, biological process: cilium assembly. NCBI's taxonomy places the organism in Eukaryota, Metazoa, Chordata, Actinopteri, Carangiformes, Carangidae. The record is from RefSeq and is a predicted model, not a curated record. The coding region runs from base 191 to 589 and encodes 132 amino acids. The transcript is spliced from 2 exons.